Molecule: messenger RNA, 772 nt
Organism: Batrachochytrium dendrobatidis JAM81
Lineage: Eukaryota; Fungi; Chytridiomycota; Chytridiomycetes; Rhizophydiales
Exons: 1
Coding region: 14-670 (218 amino acids)
Source: RefSeq, a predicted model, not a curated record
UCCGUCAACCAACAUGCCUUGGUCACCUGUAAUACGUCCACAAAAAAUGUUGCAAUCGCCAAGAACACCUGCUGGUAUGUUUCUUCCACCUAUUCGUGGAUACAGCCAGUCGAGUAGUGGAGGUGGACAUGACGAGUUGUGCUUAUCACCUCACCCUCUGUCCACUUACAGUGGAAAUGGCAGCAUGCAUUCAUAUACCGACGCGGCAGAAUUGCAGCAGUCUUUUCCAAAUGUUCACACUGACACAUAUGAGAACUGGUCGGUUCAAAUUGGUGUUAAAAGUGAUGGUCUAGACCCAAGUGCAACGCAUUGUCUACGACCAUGGAUGUUGAUCUGUGGCCAUGUGCACGAUGCAUUCACAGGGAAAUGGGUUUGGAAAACCUCUGCCGUGGUAGUAGCUCGACAUACAUCCACACUAGUUCAAACCUCUGACAGAAUAGUAUGUAAACUUGGUAAACCCAACCUCCACUCACUCCGAGACAAUCUUGGAUCAGAUCUAUUCGACUAUGGUAUACCAAUGAAUUGGAUUGAAGUGAUUUCAGCAAGAACAAAUGUCUUGUCUACUGCUCAUCCAGAAAUUGAAGAAGAUGAGAUGGGUACGAAACGAUGUCGUGCUACAUCUGGUGUCGACGAGACGUUUUGUGGUACUCCGAAAUCGACUCGAGUUUAAUUUUAUUUUACUACAUUUGGUUUACAUCUUGUUUCAACUAUACCCUUUUUUUAUUAUCAUUUAUUUUUUUUGAUGGGAAUAAACCAAUAUUUUUCAAUAUAC